This is a messenger RNA of Cuscuta epithymum, 1519 nucleotides long. The record is from the annotation of a GenBank genome assembly. NCBI's taxonomy places the organism in Eukaryota, Viridiplantae, Streptophyta, Magnoliopsida, Solanales, Convolvulaceae.
GUGUUUGAUCUAUUCUAAAAUGUCCUGUCCUGGAUUAAAACAUUCAAUUCAAUGUGGCCAACCGUGACUGGAUCCGGCCACCGAAUUUAAUCAAAGCUGAGCGUUACUAGCACAACCUUGAUAAAAGCUGAAUUCCGGGAAGUUAAAGGACAUACAAUGUUAGUUGAUCCCUCUGAUCUCAGAUCGGCCUCCCGAAUUUGUGAAAUGAUUCUGGGAACUGGGAUUGUAAGAAGGCCCCUAAUAAGACCACUAAACAGUUUCUUCGUCGGAACCCUCACCACCUCCGGCAUAUGUGGCCUUGCCACUGCUAACCAACUCGACUCUGAAGGGCCAUCAUCGUCGUUCGAGUUCACGGGAAAUGUUCAAAACACGUCUAGCAGAGAAGACAAUAAUAAUAUCCAUAUAAGUGGGCGGAAGAAUUCUUAUUUGCAAUCGGGCUCAACUUCAGUGACGAUGCCUAUGUCGUUCAUGACGGGAUCAAUUGUGGGCAAGAGGUUUUACAAGAAGGUGAUCACACGCGAGGCCGAUGAUGGUAUUGGUUGGACGGUUUUCCUUGACUAUCGCACCCUCAAAACCCCCUCCAAACGCCCUCUCAAGUGCCCCACUCUUGCUCUGGCCAAAGCUAUUGCCGCUGAAUGGGAAUACCAGGAAGCAGAUGGAAUCAGACCUUUUACAAUGCCACUGAUGAGACUUGCUUGUACCGCAUUCGAAAGAGUCCCACUAACCAGAUCCACGAUUAUUGAAAACUUGAUGAAAAAAUUUAAUCAAGAUUUAGUGUUCUGUCGUGCACCAGGGGAUGAUGAUUUCACAGCUUCUAUUCAUGAGCAUCAAGUGGAGAAAUUUGACCCUCUUCUUAGGUGGUUGGAGGUGGAGUUCGGAUUCAAACCGGUUAUAUAUUCAUCUAUUUUUGGUGGAAAGCAGAGGGAUGGUCUUGUUAAUGCCAUUGCAGACUCUCUAAGAAAAAUGAAUGAUUGCGAAUUGGCAGCCAUUGAUGCAAUUGCUGCAUCUGCACACUCUCUUGUCAUUGCCAUUGCUAUGUUUCAUGGUAGAUUGGGAAUCAAGGAGGCCAUUGAACUGAUAAGGCUUGAGGAAGAUUUGCAGAUUGACAGAUGGGGACUGGUUGAAGGCGGGCACGAUGUUGAUAUCGCCGAUCUGCAAGUGCAGGUUGCUUCUGCUGCUGUAUUUCUUGGCCUCACGAGGAGCUUUUAGAUUUAUCUUCAAGUUUUGUUGUUUCACUGUAAUAGUUUGGUUGGAGCUUUUGAUUAUUGAAGAUAUAAUAAUAGUACGCAACCCCGUUUUGUUUUUAAGCAUAUUUUACUGCCUGCAUAGCUGAUAGCUCUAUACUUCUAGCCUUUUGGUCCUUGGUUGCAUCUUUUAGAUCUGCAAACUGAAAACCCAUUUGGGAACUUGCUGUUGCCAAGAUGAAAUUUCCUUGUUAAUGUUUCUUUUCCAUUUUGAUGUGAUUAAAAGUGUUGGAAAAUGGUUUACAAAUUAAUAUUUUAGUCACUUUGGAGCUCAA